UGGGAUUCCUGUUGUACGGACGGACCGGAAGACAUCACUUGGUCUCGCAAUGCCUUCUGGGAUAUUCCUUCAUGAUGUAAACAUGGCGGACGAUGUCCAAGAGAGCCGUGUUGGAACUUUAUACGAUUUAGCUCUCCUAAAUGCAGUACGUCUACAACAUUUAUUUAGAACUGAAUUCAGAUUUCUUCCAGACGUCAUWCAAUGCGAUGUUUAUCACCAGCUUUUUGAAGAUGGUGAACUGAAAACUCUAGCCAAGGAGAUUCUCAACCUUGAAGUAUUUGCAAAGGCUUUGCGAGCAGGCGACAAAAGAAUCAAACUAUAUUGUCCUUUCCAAACRUUAGUUGAUAGAGGAUACAAUUUACCACAAAUACUGUCUGAUGAAUUUUCUAAACGAUGUAAAGUGUCAUUAAAAAAUUAUAAAAACUCAUCAGAGUAUGAAACACUUCUUACAAUUGGUUGGUUAGUUGGUGGGUUUUUGUCCGAGACAGGCUGGGAUGUAGCAGCAGAAAAAGUUUAUCGAUCUUGUUUAUCRUUGUGCGAUAUACGAAAUCCAAGUGACUGUAGAAUAGCUCUUAAAUGUCUAACAAAGUUAUUACGGGUGUGCUCUUCGUACUGUAAAUUCACUGAAGCGAAGCAUGCAUUUGAAAGUGCAACAGAAUUGGUACAAAAACUAAGGAACAGAGGAGAACAUGUCAACACAGCAGUUUUACAUGCAGAAAGAAGCUCUUUGUUGUUUGCCCUUAGUGAAUAUGAACAGGCUGUGAUAGAUAUUGUUCGCCAAGCUUCCAAGGCUUGUGUUGUGAAGAGAAAAUUUAAAAAAGCAGAAAGUCUAAUAAAACAGGCUAUGGAAUUAGCAAGGUAUCACUAUGGUGAGGAGCAUCCCAAGUUUGCCGAUACGUUAGUGGACUAUGGUUUUUACUUAUUAAAUGUGGACUCCAUACAACUGUCUGUUGAUGUUUAUACUGUAAGUACAUAUAAUAUGAUAAUGGCUAACGACAUCACAUGGUGCAUCAUAUUAUUGAUGAAAGUAUCAAAAUGUUCAAGUGUUAAUUUGUCUUCCAGAUGUCAGGCGGAGUGUGCCAUCGCCAUAGUAACCAAACUAUUUCCUGAUGAUCACCUGCUGUUAGCGUCGUCCAAACGAGUCAAAGCUUUGAUACUGGAGGAAAUCGCGAUUGACUGUCGAGACAAGAAGGAAGAAGGAAAGAUACUUCAGGAGGCUCAGGAGUUGCAUUUGGCUUCUUUGGAGCUUGCUAGAAAAGCGUUUGGAGAGAGUAAUGUACAGACCGCUAAGCAUUAUGGGAAUCUUGGAAGGCUAUAUCAGUCCAUGCGGCGAUAUCAGGAAGCCGAAGAGAUGCACAAAAAAGCCAUAGCAAUCAAAGAACGUAUUUUAGGAAGCGAGGACUACGAAGUAGCGUUAUCUCUUGGUCACCUUGCGUCGUUAUACAAUUAUGACAUGGAACGGUACGAUAGGGCUGAAGAAUUAUACAUCAGGUCUAUUGCAAUAGGUCGAAAGCUAUUUGGAGAUGGCUACAGUGGUCUUGAAUAUGAUUACAGAGGAUUGAUUAAUCUUUACGAUUCAAGAGGUGAUUUAGAGUACGUGGACAGGUAUCAUAAUAUACUGCUACAAUGGCGGGAAAUUCGUGAACACAACGCUCAGAGUAACGAUAAGGAACAGAUCCCUGGAGAUCCUAAACCAACCGAUCAGUUUAUAGCCAGCUUUUUGACCGGACUAGAUUAAUUGAGACGAAAGCAGUCUGUUUGACUUCAAAUUCAAAACUCUUUGCUGGAGAAAAACGGGAUUGCACGACCUAAACGAGGGUAUCACAAAAAUACUCAAAAAGUGCAGAGAGAGUUAGAAAUAUGUACUUAUUGACUGAGUGGGAGGGCCGUACGGAAAAAUAUUUGGCUCGAGGUUAUACCGUACAAAUGACCGAGAGCCAAAUAUUUUCCCGUACGGCCCGACCUAACUCAGUCAAUAAGCAUUUUAUCAUAUGACAGCGUUUUUUAAUGUAAAAAAUAAAUAAAAGCGCGCGGAACUUCAAGCCGGGAAAAUACGGGUUUGUACGGCACUGUCGCGAAAAGGCUUACGGCCCCCAUCACGGCGCGACCAUUUCCCAAAGGUUUUUUAAGAGCGCGCGUAGGGCCGAAAUACGGGUCAUAUGAUAAACUGGGUUUUCAAAGGAAUGAUUGGCAGAUGGGUAAAGUUGUUUUUGAUAUUCUUUCUCAUCACUUUUUCUAUUCUAGAGGGAAUGAGUAGUUAACCAACUGUACCCAGGCUGAAAUACUAUAUUCAUAGACAAAUAGCAUUGAAAGACAAUUUAAAAGAAAAAGAAAUUUUGAAAGAAAAAUAUACUAAAAAAUAACAAAUAACUUUAUUGGUAUGAUUAUGUUCGCAUGUUAUUUACAAAGUUAUUUCAUUCGUUUUUUGUUUUUUUUUUGGCAUCGACAGACGUCGAAUCUCUCAUGGUUCGAGAUGUGCACAUGUGAGAUACGACGAAUUAAACAUAAAGGUGUAAACGUAAUACUGCUGUUUCAAGAAAGGUUGUCGUAGUGAAAUAUUUGGCGACCCAAGAGAAUCUGUUAGUUGAUUGGGAUGGAUACUGCCUUGAAAAUUUAUAAGUCCAAUGUCAUAUUAGACAAUCUACAAUUGUGAUUUUUCAUUGUGUAUCUUCCUCGACCUUACUGGCAUAGCUGUAUAUAGUUUACACUGAUUUUAUACAUGUCUCGUUCAGAAGCAAGAAAACAUUACUUCUGAAGUGAGUCGUUAAAAUAUCUUAUGUACAUUGUAUAUAUUACAGGCAAAAAUAAAGAAUAUAUGUAAAUAUAAUUAUACA
Messenger RNA from Exaiptasia diaphana, 2834 nucleotides. Its product is annotated as amyloid protein-binding protein 2-like. Gene Ontology annotation, biological process: intracellular protein transport. Gene Ontology annotation, molecular function: protein binding. The record is from RefSeq and is a predicted model, not a curated record. NCBI's taxonomy places the organism in Eukaryota, Metazoa, Cnidaria, Anthozoa, Actiniaria, Aiptasiidae.